AUGGAAGAGUGCAACAGCGAAAAUAAUACCAAUAAGCGAGCACGAGACGAUUCGCAGUUAGGUCCAGACUCGCCCGAGUCAAAACGUGUUCGGAAUGACUCUGAGAUUAAUUCGUCCGAGUUGAAGCAGCUGGAGGAACUGGAGAUUAACUCGGCCGAGUCGACGGAUCUGAACUCGGGUGACUCACAGCUGGACUCGACCGAAACGGAACGAGUCAGAAGCGAUAUUUUGGACAUCCUUGACGACGACCCAGACAAUGACCCGGAGAUUCAAGAUUUGGACACGUUCAUCAAAAGCUUCGAAGAAGAGAUUCUCCACCCUACACCACUACCACCGGCGUCAGAAUCUGGAGAGUCUCAGCCGGAGCUGGGGUAUCUUCUCGAAGCCUCCGAUGACGAGCUGGGUCUGCCGCCGGCGGUGUCUCCCUCCGGCGAACAUCCCCAAAACGAAACAUCGAGCUCCGAAACCGCUGUGCCUAAAGAUGUUGGGUUGGCGAAUAUGUUGGGAUUCGAAGACGGGUUACAAAAUUAUGACUCGUUCGUGUUCGGAAUUGGUGAAGGAACUGAAGGCAACAAUGAAAAUGGUGAGUUCGUAACUUUGGAUGGAUUGUUUGAUUACGCCGACUUUUCGUGGCAGGCUGAGUCCUUGCCUGCUCUAUAG
This is a messenger RNA of Ilex paraguariensis (yerba mate), 660 nucleotides long. The record is from the annotation of a GenBank genome assembly. NCBI's taxonomy places the organism in Eukaryota, Viridiplantae, Streptophyta, Magnoliopsida, Aquifoliales, Aquifoliaceae.